AUGUUAUCCUUGGCCGCCGAUAGUCUUCCCUCGCUCUUGGUCUUCGGGCCACAGACAGAAUUUCCAUCGGACCAAGUCCUUCAAACCUUGCGCCAGGAGCUGAUUAGUAGCCCUCAGCUAUCUGCUCUCAAGGCAGCAGUCGAUGAAUUGCCUCAGUUCUGGCAAGGCUUGAUCGACUUCGAUCCGAGUCUGCGCCAGGUCCCCGGGGGCAAAUAUCUUGCUGAUCUGAAGCAAUGGGUCAGGGACGGCGGGCCCUUCCCUAACCAUCAAAGCAACGCACCUAACCAUUAUGGUCUCACUGUCACUGUCCUACUGCAAAUCAUCCAGUACAGCCGCUACCUUGGCCAACUCGGCAAAGACGCGCAUCGCAAGGUCCUGAACAGCGUCAAGGUUGGAGGAAUCCAGGGCUUCUGCGUUGGCUUUCUCAGCGCCGUUGCUGUGGCCAGCUCAAGGAGCGAAGCCGACAUUGGUCCUUCCGCAGCUACUGCCCUUCGUCUUGCCGUGUGCGUUGGGGCCUACGUUGACCUAGAUGGCCUAUAUUCCUCGGCGGCCACAGAAUACGUGGCUGUGGCUAUCAGGUGGAGGGAAGAAGACGCUGAAAAGGCCGCCAAGUUUAUUAGGUCAAUUCCUAACGCCUACAUUUCCAGUAUCAACGACGAGGCGAGUGUAACUGUCACCAUUAGGGCUGACGAUCGCGAGGGCCUCAUUGACAAAGCUCGCGAGAACAACCUGCGUACUAAGGAUGUUCAUGUCUAUGGUCGUUUUCACACCCACGACCACUCUCAUGCAGCAGAUAAGCUUACGAAACUGGCGGCGUCCUCGAAGGGGUUACAGUUUCCAGACGCGGAGGAGCUGCAGGUUCCAGUCCGCAAUACUGCUGAUGGUGACAUUAUUUCCGGGGGCUCCUUGACUCGGCUUGCCCUGGAGAAUACCCUGGUGAACGUCGCGGACUGGUACGCAACGCUGAGGGCUUCCAUCCAACAGCUACCCAAGUCAACCCAGACAAUCGCAUUUGCCGGAUUUGGCAGUUCCAUUCCGGCGUCCAUUGCACAGAAUUCAGACCUCCGGAUACUUGCCUUGGGCAACCUUGAAGAGUCCAAGCCAAAGGGCGAGAAAGUCCUCGAUGACGGCCACGUCAAUGGCCAUGUCAACGGUCAUAUUAAUGGUAUCAAGCGGGUCAAGGAUAUUCACAACUCCUAUGACCUGUCCCAAUACCCGGCGCAUUCCAUUGCUGUCGUCGGUAUGGCCGGCAGGUUCCCAGGUGCUGACUCGGUCGAUGAGCUCUGGGAUCUGAUCAUGGAGGGCAAGACAACGGUCGAGCCUGCUCCCGUUGAGCGUCUUGGACUGCCCCAAACUGGAGACUACGAAAACACAAAGUGGUGGGGUAACUUUCUGAAGGAUCGAGAGGCCUUCGAUCACAAAUUCUUCAAAAAAUCAUCUCGCGAAGCUCUUGCCUGGGAUCCGCAACAGAGGAUCCUGCUGGAAGUUAUCUACGAGGCAUUGGAGUCGGCGGGCUAUUUCGGCGCCUGCAACACCUCAGAACCACUCGAUUAUGGCUGCUAUAUCGGUGCCGUCAUGAACAACUAUUACGACAACCUCUCGUGUCAUCCCGCCACUGCGUACGCCACAGUCGGAACUUCACGAUGUUACCUCAGCGGCUGCAUGAGCCACUACUUCGGGUGGACAGGUCCAUCGUUGACUAUCGAUACCGCCUGCUCCUCGUCUCUUGUUGCCAUCAACACGGCCUGUCGAGCCAUCUGGUCUGGCGAAUGCUCCCGCGCCGUUGCUGGCGGCACCAACGUGAUUUCGAGUCCGUUUGACUAUCAAAACCUCGCCGCUGCUGGCUUCCUCAGCCCGUCAGGGCAAUGCAAGCCUUUUGACGCGGACGCCGAUGGCUACUGCCGCGGCGAAGGCGUAGCCGUGGUCGUUCUCAAGCCGCUAUCGGAUGCUAUUAAAGAUAACGACAACAUCCACGGCGUCAUUGUCGGGUCUGCUGCCAACCAGAACCACAACGUCGGCAAUAUUACGGCCCCAUACUCGGGCUCCCAAAUCGAGCUUUACCAAAAGGUAAUGAAGCUCGGUGGCGUGCAGCCUGAGGCUGUAUCAUACGUUGAAGCCCACGGGACCGGAACUGGUGUUGGCGAUCCAAUCGAGGUCCGCAGUAUUCGAGACGCUUUCGGUGGGCCUCAACGAGACUCUGUUCUUCAUUUCGGCUCGAUCAAGGGUAACAUCGGCCACACCGAGGCUACUGCCGGAGUGGCUGGUCUCAUAAAAGUUCUGCUGAUGAUGAGACACCGAAAAAUAACGGCCCAAGCGAGUCACGAAUCUCUGAAUCCUAAGCUCCCCGCGUUCGACCAGCACAAGAUGGCCAUUCCUCGAGGUAUCAUGCCCUGGCAGGCUCCCUUUCUUUUGGCUUGUGUCAAUAGCUACGGUGCAGCCGGCAGUAAUUCGGCCGUGAUGCUUCGCCAGGGACCAUCUCUCAACUCCCAGCCAGCACCCGUGCAGCUUUCCAAGUAUCCGCUCUUCAUCUCGGCUGGGUCUCUCAACAGUCUUUCCCAGUACAGCAAAAAGCUGCUCAGCUGGUUGAAAGACAACAAGCCAGAAGCUCGCUCAAAUUUCCUUGCAUCAUUAACUUUCAAUCUUGCAGAUAGGGGCAACCACUCACUGCCUCAUGUUCUUGCAACAACCGUGAGCAGCGUUCGGGAUCUCGAGGCCAAGCUUGAAGCAACGGCAGCUGGCUCGGGAGAAAUAAUCUCCCAAUCCCAAGAGUGCAAACCUGUAGUGCUCGUGUUUGGGGGUCAGGAAAGCAACUUCAUCGGCCUUUCAGAAGACGUAUACCGGUCCUCGAAGGCGUUCCGUGAACACCUUGACGCUGUCAACGAUCUCCUAAUCUCCGCUGGGCUGGAGAGCUUCUACCCCUCUAUCUUUGAGUCAAAGCCGGUGGAGAACCUGGUGACUCUUCACUCGGCCCUCUUCGCCGUCCAGUAUGCCUCCGCCAAAACCUGGAUAGACUCCGGGCUCAAGGUCAGCGCAGUCGUUGGCCACAGCUUUGGUCAGCUCACAGCAUUAUGUGUCUCGGGCGUGCUUACACUCCCGGACGCCUUGAAAUUGGUUGCAGGCAGGGCUGCUUUGAUGCAGAAAUACUGGGGCCCUGAGCCGGGUUCCAUGCUGUUCCUGCAAGCCAACCGCACAACGGUGGAGGAGAUCCUUCGGGCCGUGAAGUCUGAGCGCAAAGGCCUCUACGCUGAGAUUGCCUGUUACAACGGCCCCGAGAGCCAUGUUGUCGUGGGCUCUUCCGAGGCUAUCGACUUCUUGCAGCAGCAUGUUGCGAACACGCCACGUCUUCGGGAUUCAGUGCGCAACAAGAGGCUCAAUGUCACCCAUGGGUUCCACUCGCAGUUCACCGAGCCGAUGCUGUCCCAUCUCGACUCGAUAGCCGUACAAUUGGAUUGGAGACGUCCAGAGAUACAUCUCGAGACUACGGAUGAGCUCGAAACCAAUGCCGAACCGGACUUCCAGCUCGUUUCAGAGCACACAAGACGGCCCGUGUUCUUCCAAAGAGCGAUCGAAAGGCUUACCGCCAAGUUCUCACAAUGCACUUGGAUCGAGGCCGGUCGUGGAUCCUCAGUCAUGCAGCUCGCCAAAAUCUCUGUGCCCGAUUCAAAGGGGCAUACAUUUUAUUCUCCCCAGCUCACAUCGGCGAAUGCGCAAGACUCUCUCACAGAUAUCACGGCCAAUCUCUGGAAGAGCGGGUAUGCGACACAAUUCUGGCCAUUCCACCGGACUCAGAAACUGGACUACGAGUACCUCAGCCUGCCCCCGAUCCAAUUCGAGAAGACACGCCACUGGCUUGGAUUCACAAGCAGAAAUCCCACGGUAGACCAUGCCGCGUUGGAGCCCGCAACAGACGCGAAUGAAACCCAUGAGCUGCUCACUUUCCUCAAUUUCAAGGAUGCGUCCAAGAAUGAAGCAGUCUUCCAGAUUGACCCGCAAGCCGAUCGCUUCCAGCAAAUGUUGGGCGGACACGUCAUGGCCGGACAGUGUCUUGCUCCGGCAUCCCUCUACUUUGAGCUGGCGGCCCGCGCAGCCCUGUUCCUGGAGAAUGACACCCAGGCGACGACAUAUGUCCCUACAGUGGAUGAUCUGCUUAUGAAGUCUCCAAUUGGCCAAAGCACUACCAAGAGGAUUAGGCUCGUCUUGAAGAAACUGGCCGACAGUCGUCCUUCGUGGUCAUUCUCCAUCACAACGCAGGACAUGGAAGUCCAAAAGGCGGAGCCCUUCGAACAUUCCACGGGUCGGGUAUGCCUUAAGAAGCGCGAUGACGUGCAGGCUGCACGGGAAUUUGAGCGCUUCGAGACUCUCACAGGCCAUCGCCGAUUCGAAGAGGUGAUGAACCACCCCGACGCCGAAAAGAUGCAGGGCAACCACAUCUACCGCGCCUUCAAUACCGUCGUUUUCUACGGCGAGGCAUUCCGCGGUAUCAAACAGGUAGCGUGUGUGCGCAUGGAAGCCGCUGGAAAGGUUAGGAUCACCCCUGCUCGAGAAGAUGCACCCGAUCAGCGGCUAUGUGACACCCCUAUGACGGACAGUUUCAUGCAGUUCGCCGGGUUCCUGGUAAACUACUUCAACAACCCAAGCAUGGAAGACGUACUGGUCUGCAUGAAGAUUGAGCACAUCGAAAUUGGCGGGGGCUUCGAUCCGGAUGCAGGAGAAUGGCUGGUGUAUUCGACCAUGAGCGAGGGUGGGGAGACGGACGCCUCGUCGGACGCAUAUGUCUUCGAUGCCAGAACCAAGAAGAUGGUCAUGGCGGCAUUCGGCUUCCGUUUCUCCAAGAUGUCCCAGGCCUUGCUAGCCCGAAUGCUGAAGAGCGUCAACAAGUCUGCCGCGAACAGCAAAGUACAGCCAGCAAGGGAGGAGAAGCUGGUGGAAGCUGCUCCUGCUGCCUCUUACAUUGAACAGCCAGCUGCAGCCACUCCGGCAAGGCAAUCUGCCAGCAAGCGCCGGGAACUCCUGCAGAUCUUGUCCAAUGUUACCGAUGUACCGAUCGAAGAACUCACAGACGAUUCGUCGUUGGCCGACCAUGGAGUAGAUUCUCUGAUGGCUACCGAGGUGCUCAAUGACAUUCGGUCAGCCUUGGGUCUCACCAUUGACCUGUCAAGUUUCCUGUUCUUCCCCAACAUCCGAGAGCUCGUCACCUACGUUGAUGAUAAGUUGGGUGUUAGCGGAGGAGAUGAAGAUGGCCACUUAACUGAUACGCCAUCCUCGUCCAAUACGGACUCUGUGGGUAAUGAUACUCCCACCAAAUCCGGAACAGCCACGCCAGAAUCAAUGAGCAGUAUUGAGGAGUCAAAGACUGCGGACCUACGGCCUACUAUCACCUCGGCCCUUGACGCCUUCAAGGAGACGCGCUUCAAUUACGACCGACUAGCCGAAACUACACAGGCCGUCGGCUUUUGGGAAAAGGCAUACCCCCACCAGGCUCGACUAGUCCUGGCCUAUGUCGUGGAAGCAUUUGCCGACUUGGGGUGUUACUUGAGGAAGCUUCGAGCUGGCGACGCCGUGCCUCAAAUCCACGCUCUCAAGAAGCACACGAAGCUGGUGCGUCAGCUCUACCGCAUGCUCGAAGACGGAGAGCUCGUCAUCUCCUCCAAGGACAACAACGGCUUCAUCCGAACGGACGUCCCCGUUGACUCCACCUCUGCCGAGUCCAUUUACCACGAGAUCAUUGACCUGUACCCGCAGCAUGCCAGCGUGAACAAGUUGGUGAGGACCGUCGGCUCCGAGAUGGCUGCGUGCCUGCGGGGUGAUAAAGAGGGUCUCCAGGUCGUCUUCGGCGAUCGAGAAACCAAAAAGACGCUGGAAGAGAUGUACGAGUUCUCUCCACUGCUACGGACCCCCACACUCGUCCUUGGCGACUUCUUGACCAAGGCCUUUACCAAAUACGCCACUGGUGGGGGCAAGUUCCGCAUUCUCGAGAUCGGCGCGGGUACAGGGGGUACGACGCGGUAUAUUAUCAACCACCUCAAGAGCCAGGGUAUCGACUUCGAGUACGUCUUUACCGACCUUGGCGCUUCGCUAGUCAACGCCGCUGCGAGGCAGUUCAAGGGCACCGAGGGCUUGUCGUUUGAUGUCCUGGAUGUCGAGAAACCCCCCAAGCCCGAGUACGAGGGCGCGUUCCACUGCAUUAUUGCCACCAACUGCAUCCACGCUACGAGGAACCUGGAAGUGUCCCUCCGGCAUGCUCGACAGAUGCUACGGGACGACGGAGCUCUGGCACUGAUUGAAAUUACGAAGAACAUGUUCUGGCUCGAUAUCGUGGUCGGCCUGCUCGAAGGCUGGUGGCUGUUCGAGGAUGGUCGGGAACAUGCGUUGGUGAACGAGAAGCACUGGGAGCGCCGCAUGAAGGCAGCGGGCUUCAAAGAGGUGUCAUGGAGCGAUGGCAGCACGCCUGAGUCUAAGACGGUCCGGGUCGUGGCUGCGUUUCCAACCGGUUCACCAACAGCCCCCGAGAGGCGGGUGAAGGCCGCGAUGGAAACAGUUGUUUACAAGAGGAUUGGAGACCUUGAGGUUCACGCCGACAUCUAUUACCCCGUUGAAAGUGAAGUGCUGCCUGAGAGGAAAAUGCCAGUCGCUUUGAUGAUCCACGGAGGCAGCCACAUGUUAUUCAGCAGAAAGGACAUCAGACCCGCUCAGACACAGCUCUUGCUGAGGAAGGGCUUCUUGCCAGUUAGCCUGGAUUACCGACUUUGCCCCGAGGUCCCCCUAGCGGAGGGACCAAUGGUGGAUGUGUGCGAUGCUCUUGACUGGGCUCGCAACCAACUGCCUAGUCUUCGUCUUCGACGGUCCGGGCUACAGAUCGACGGGGAGCAAGUGGUUGUGAUCGGGUGGUCAUCGGGUGGACAGCUCGCCAUGUCAUUAGGCUGGACGGCGCCGCAGCGCGGUUUACCUCCCCCGGCAGCUGUCAUCGCCUUCUACGCGCCUACCAACUACGAGGAUGAAUGGUGGCAGAACCCCAUUCAGCCGAUAGGCGCCGAAUACCAGGGCCAGCAGUACGAUGUCCUCGACGGCGUCCGUGAAGCGCCCAUUACCAACUACGAAAUGGUGACAGCAUGGGAGGAGCCCAUCAAGGAUCCGCGCAGCAUGGACGACGACCGCUGCCGCAUUGUGCUGCACAUCAACUGGAAGGCGCAGACCCUACCGGUCAUCCUGAACGGGUUGCCGAGCCGGAAGAAGGCCGCGGCCGAGCACCCAGACGUCGAAGACUGGAACGCGCUGCCGCAGCCGUCGCUCGACACCAUCAGAGCCGCCAGUCCGCAUGCCCACAUCCGUCAGGGCACUUAUACUGUACCGACCUUCUUCGUCCACGGCACGGCCGAUGACCUGAUUCCCUGGCAGCAGAGCGAGGGGACGUAUCAGGCGAUGGUUAAGAGAGGGCUCCAGGCCGAGCUGGUGCUUCUGGAGGGAGCUCCGCAUAUCUGUGACUUGAGCAGCGAUCCCGAGUCGGACGGUUGGAAGGCAACUCUGAAGGCGUACGAUUUUAUUGCUUCAUAUGUUUCUUAA
Molecule: messenger RNA, 7560 nt
Organism: Aspergillus viridinutans
Lineage: Eukaryota; Fungi; Ascomycota; Eurotiomycetes; Eurotiales; Aspergillaceae
Product: type I iterative polyketide synthase
Exons: 4
Coding region: 1-7560 (2519 amino acids)
Biological process (GO): proteolysis; fatty acid biosynthetic process; secondary metabolite biosynthetic process
Molecular function (GO): 3-oxoacyl-[acyl-carrier-protein] synthase activity; phosphopantetheine binding; serine-type peptidase activity
Source: RefSeq, a predicted model, not a curated record